This is a messenger RNA of Prorocentrum cordatum, 1095 nucleotides long. The record is from the annotation of a GenBank genome assembly. NCBI's taxonomy places the organism in Eukaryota, Dinophyceae, Prorocentrales, Prorocentraceae.
AUGAUAGCCAAGGGCGACAGCGAGGACGAGGAGAAGGCCCACGAGGAGGAGCCCAACAACGACAAGGACGAGAAUGACGAGAGCUACCUGACUCCUAUCGACGAGCAAGGCGCCGUCAUCAGCACGGACGACUGUUGCAUGAACACCGAAUUGGAAACGGUGAUGGUGACGAACCUGGUUAUGGUUCAGAAACCCGAGGACCUGGUAGCGUCGAUCACGGUCGUGCACAGGGGGUCGAGCGAAUAUGUCAAUUCAGCGGUGGAGUUCUACGUAUACGUGUGGGGCUCAGAAGACAUCAUGCUCAAAGGUGACCAGGAGGCAUCGCUGCAGGCGGUGAUCAUGGCGGUCAAGAACAGGAGGGAGUACAGCACGCAGGUGGAGAAGUCGCCGAAAGGUUCUCACCAGAGUAAUGGGACGAUCGAGAAUGCCGUGGAGCGCGUGGAGCCUUUACUACGGACACUACACACCGAGCUGGAGUUCAACCUGAAGGUGAAGAUAGGUCCCAAAAGCUUAAUCAUGCCCUGGCUGGUUAGACACGUGGAGUUCUUGCUUACGAGGUUUGCGAUCAAGACGGACGGCAGGACAGCAUGGGAACGACUGGGACGAGCAAAGUACAAAUCGGAGUUGGGCAAGAUCGGAGAGACGAUAGACUACAAGAUCCAAGCGAAGGACUACCCGAAGUUGGAGCCGAGGUGGAGUGAAGGGCUUUUCCUUGGCAGGCGUGACGAGAAUGACGAGAUCAUCGUAGGGACUGUCCGCGGGAUCGAACAUGCCAGGACGAUGAAGCUGAGGAGCGCUGAGGACACAUAUAGCAAGGAGAUGUACAACACGUUAAUCGGUGUACCGUGGAAUUCGAGAGGCCUGGAGGUGAAGGACCAGAACGAGGUAGUGCGACGAUGGAGGUACAUCACGAAGUCGUUGAUCGAGGAGCAUGGUCCAACAGAUGGCUGUGUAGCAUGCGAGGGUACCUCGGCUAUCCACAACGCGAGGUGCAGGACGAGGUUCGCCAAGAUCUUUGACGAGGCCGAGCCGAGGAUAGGGAUGGCGAUUCCAGCGAACCCAGAUCAAGCCGCAGGGUACAAGAACCGACGCUAA